UAUUAAGAAGGGGUUAUAUAUUGGUUCAGUCUAGAGGAAGAAGAGAAAUUUAACCAACAUUGAUUAACAAGCAGUUUGCUUUGAUAUAUCAGUGUGUGGCUCACAGCUCAGCUAAUCAUUUAUAAGGCAGAGAUUGAGAAUUUGGAGGAUCAGUGUCUGGACUUGUCAUAGGAUAACAAAGACUUGGGUAGAACUCAGCAUUGUAAGUCCCUUGGAGAAUUGCAUUUAUUGAAGUAUGAUUUGACCUCAGUCUUUUGGUCUGCCUUCGAAUUAGCUCUACAAAUCUUGCUUUACUGCUUUGAAGGUUUAAGGUAAGAUGUUCCACUUACAAGGCCCACAAGUGCUGCAAAUGCUAGAGAAAUCAUUGAGGAAGAGCCUCCCAGAGUCCUUAAAGGUUUAUGGGACUGUCUUCCACAUGAACCAAAGAAACCCAUUCAAGCUAACUGCCCUGGUGGACAAGUGGCCUGACUUUACAACAGUGGUUAUCCGACCUCAGGAGGAGGAAAUGACAGAUGAUUUUGAUUACUACACCAACACCUACCAAAUCUAUUCUAAGAAUCCCCCAAACUGUCAAGAAUUCCUUGGCGCGUCGGGUGUCAUCAACUGGAAACAACGUUUGCAGAUCCAAAGUUCACAGUCCAGCCUGAACGAAGUGAUACAAAAUCUUGCAGCUGUUAAACUGGUCAAGGUCGAGCAACAACAAGGCAUUAUGUACAUGUUGCCCGAGAGAGCAAGUAAACUGCUCCCUUCCUUGCUGGAGGCAAAGAACUUACCUCUUAAAUCUGGCAGACGCAAAGUCAUUGCACUUAUCACUAUCCAAAACCAGCUUAUUUGUGAAUUUACUGACGUCUCUGUUGUUGGAUUCCUCCCUUGCAAUGAUUCAAACUCCACAAGAGCAGAGGACAUUCUUCAUGGUGGUCACCACAACCAAGAGAUGUUUCAACUCUCCUCCCUGGACGUUACCCAUGCUCCGUUGGUGAAUAAAUUCUGGCAUUUUGGGGGCAAUGAGAGGAGCCAGACGUUCAUUGAGCGCUGCAUCCAGACCUUCCCCACCUUCUGCCUGCUGGGGCCUGAGGGGACCCCUGUGUCCUGGAGCCUGAUGGACCAGACAGGCGAGAUACGGAUGGGGGGUACUGUGCCUGAGCACCGGGGCAAGGGUCUCAUCUCCUAUCUCAUGGAUGUUCACAUCCAUGCUCUGGACAAACUUGACUACCCUAGCUAUUACCAUACAGCUUUAACCAACAAAAUCAUACAGAAAAUGAGUCACAGUCUGAAUCAUAUCACCUUGCCCUGUAACUGGAACCAGUGGCACUGUGUGCCACUGUGAAGCAAUUCUGAGCACAAGACCGAGUUGGGUGGGCUGAUGUGGCAGGAGAAGUGGUUGGGCGGACAGGGAGAAAGAACAAAUUGUAAUCAGCAGUAAAGUGAUAUGUGUUGUCUGGGCUCUGAGAAGCAGUAUAAAUGGUCAACAGAACCACCACAGUCCUUGUUCUCAAACCAUUCAUGUAGUUCCCCUUUGGGUCUGGAAGAUCUGGCAUGGCCAGACCUUCCUGCGGCAGACUCCGGUCUUGUUCAGUUUCCUACACUUCUGGAUCUCAGUGAUACUCUUUUCAGCUACAUUCUGUCCUCCUGCUUCUCCUGGAUCUCCUAUCUUACAAGCGAGGUAUUGCUAAUAAGCAUAUCCUGCCACUUUUGCCAAGAUGUGACAUUACUUAAGGGUAGUAGAAUUUUCUUCUCUCAUGCCUUUACCCUCCUGAUCCCUGCCCUACCCUCAACUAGCUUCACUGAGGUAUAAUUCACAAAUAACACUGUAAUGUAAAGUGUAAAAAGUGGUGAUCACACACACACACACACACACACACACGUUAUGAAAGACCUCCCAUAACCAAGUUGAUUAAAAUUACCUGACCAUAUAUACAUGGGUUUAUUUCUGGGCUCUCUAUUCUGUUCCAGUAAUUUAUGUGUCUGUGUCUAUGCUGAUAUCAAACUCUUUUGAUUAUUAUAGUUUUGUAACAUAGUUAAAAGUCAGGAAGUAUAACGACUCCUGCCUUGUUUUUAUUUCCCAACAUCUUUUUGGUAUUUGGGGUCUCUUAUGGUUCCAUACAAAUUUUAAGAUUAUUUUUUCUAUUUCUAUCAGAAUUUUGGUAAGGAUUGCCCUAAUAAGGACUGCUUUUGGUGGAAUGGACAUCUGCACAAUAAUAAUUUUUCAGUCCAUGAACACAGAAUCUUUUUCCAUUUAUGUGCAUCUUCUUACACUUCUUUCAUUAAUGUUUUCUAGUUUUCAGUGUACAGAUCUUUGACCUUCUUGAUUAAAACUAUUCCUAAGCAUUUUUUUUCUUUUUGUUGCUAUUAUAAUUGGGACUUUCUUAAUUUCUCUUCCUCACAAUUGUUAGAGUCUCGAAAUACAGCUCAUUUUUGUAUCCUGACUUUGUAUUCUGCAACUCUACUGAUUUGCUUCUUAGUUUUAGUAGGAUUUUGUGGGGGGAGUGGAAUCUUUAAGGUUUUCUAUACAUACGAUGAUAUCAUCGGUAGAUACGACUUCAUUUCCUCCUUUCUUACCCGGAUGACUUUUAUCUCUUUUCCCAACCCGCAGUGCUAUGUUGAAGAUAAGUGGCAAGAGUAGACAUCUCUGUCUUUUUUCUAAUAUUAGAGGAAUAGUUUUCAGCUUUUCACCAUUGAGUAUGAUGUUAGCUGUGGGCUAAUAUACAGGGAUAAAAUCCACUUGCUACUGGUGUAUGAUCCUCCUAAUAUGUUGCUGAAUGUGGCGUCCUUGAGGAGUUUUGCAUCUUCUUAUUGUAUCCUUGUCUAACUUUAGUAUCAGGAUAACGCUGACCGUAUAAAAUGAGUUUGGAGGUGUAUCCCCCUCUUUAAUUUUUUGAAAGAUUUGAGAAAGGUUUGCAUUAAUUCUUUGAAUGGUUGGUGGAAUUCACCAAUGAAGUCCUCUGGUCCUGAGCUUUUAUUUGUUGGGAUUCAGCUUUCUUACUAGUAUUUGGUUUGAUCAAAUUUUAUAGUUCUUUAUGAUUUAGUUUUUACAGGUUGCAUGUUUCUAAGAAUUCAACAGUUUCUUCUAGGUUAUCCAAUUUGUUAGUUAAUAACUGUUCAUGGUGGUCUCAUGAUUCUUUUCAUUUUUGUGUCAUUAUUGUAAUCUCCCUUCUUUUCUGUCUUCUCUUAUUCAUUUGAGUCUUUUCUCUUUUUUUCUUAGUAGGUCUAACUAAAGGUUAAUCAAUUUUGUUUAUCUUUUUAAAAAAAGACCCUUAGUCUCAUUUAUCUUUUCCAUUAUUUUUCUAGUCUCAUUUUACCUAUUUAUGCUCUGGUAGUUACUUUCUUCUUUUUACUAAUUUUAUGCUUAUUUCUUCUUUUUUUAGUUUUUUGAGGUGUGAGAUGAGAUUGAGAUCUUUCUCUUGAGAUACUCAUUUAUCAUCAUAAACUUUUCUCUUUGACUUGUUUUUGCUGCAUUGUAUGUUUUGGUAUAUAGUGUUUCCUUUUUCAUUUGUCUGAAAAAAUUUUUAAUUAAAAAGAAUUUUUGACUCAC
Mustela lutreola (European mink) is the source of this 3532-nucleotide messenger RNA. Its product is annotated as glycine N-phenylacetyltransferase-like. The record is from RefSeq and is a predicted model, not a curated record. The transcript is spliced from 8 exons. The coding region runs from base 317 to 1327 and encodes 336 amino acids. Gene Ontology annotation, cellular component: mitochondrion. Gene Ontology annotation, molecular function: glycine N-acyltransferase activity. NCBI's taxonomy places the organism in Eukaryota, Metazoa, Chordata, Mammalia, Carnivora, Mustelidae.